Molecule: messenger RNA, 2627 nt
Organism: Anoplopoma fimbria (sablefish)
Lineage: Eukaryota; Metazoa; Chordata; Actinopteri; Perciformes; Anoplopomatidae
Gene: tnfrsf1a
Product: tumor necrosis factor receptor superfamily, member 1a
Exons: 10
Coding region: 174-1370 (398 amino acids)
Biological process (GO): inflammatory response; signal transduction
Cellular component (GO): mitochondrion; membrane raft; signaling receptor complex
Molecular function (GO): tumor necrosis factor binding; tumor necrosis factor receptor activity
Source: RefSeq, a predicted model, not a curated record
CUCCAGUCGCUCGUGCUCAGUCGAAAGGGGCAGCGGCCGCGCUUCCCUUCGAUAACAACAAAAUAAACAUAGAAUUUUAAAUGAAGUUAACAUUGGUGUCGAUGUGUGGACCUGAAGUUUAAGAUACCCCUCGGUGUGACAGUGGUGGUUCAGAUGGAUUGAGAUAAACCUGUAUGAUAAUGGAGGGAGCUGGACACAGAGGAAGAUGGAUCAAAAAAGCCCCUGUUGGCACAAUACUGCUCCUUAUGUGCAUGUUCAUCCCCACUCUGACAUCGCCAGAGCCUUCAAAGGAGCAGACGUGUCCACCUGGGGACUAUCCUAAUGGAAAGGGAAUUUGUUGCAACAAAUGCCCUCAAGGUUUUAAGCUUCUGGACAUGUGUAAUGCUACUGGUCAGAGAAGUAACUGCCUACCAUGUCCUGCUGGACAAUACGUAGACCAGAUUAACUACUAUGACAAGUGUCACAGUUGCAGACGCUGCAAACCAGAAAAGCAUGAAGUGGAGGUAUCGUCAUGUGAAAGUAAGCAAAACACAGUUUGUCGCUGUGUGGACGGUUAUUACAAAUCUAAAAUCGAUUCGGAGACAUACGAGUGUCGCAGAUGCAAACAAUGUGGAAAGGAUGAAAAGACAUUACAGACAUGUACGUCAGAGAAAAACACUGUGUGUGAAUGCAAAGAGAACUACUACAGAGCCAAGGGCAAAUGUGCACCCUGCAAGAAUUGUUCUGCUGAGUGUAAGCAUCACUGCUCCACCACCCCACCCCUAAAUACAAAAGCUCCUAAAUCUGAUGAAAAUCUCAUCAACAUAAUUGCGGGAGUUGGAGUUUUCACUUUGGUAUUGCUGACGCUGGUGGUUGUCAUCACCCACAAGGUCACAAAACGGUCUACGAAGAAGAAGUUGCUGAAACGAUCCUGCCCAACAUCGGAUGUCUCCCCGGACUCAUGCAAGGAAGUCCUGGUCCAAAGUGAGGAACCUUCAGAAAACAUGAGUGUGACAGCUGUUCCCCAAAGUCCUGUGAGUGAACAGGAGCCGUCCAAUCUGCCCGACUGUGUCCCCCUGGAAAUCAAGAUCCCUGACCUGAUCUACAUGGUGUUGGAUCUGGUUCCUGUGACGCAAGUGAAGCGGCUGGUGCGUUCUCUCGGUGUGAAUGAUACAGAGAUCGAACAGGCAGAGAUGGAUCACCGAUCCUGCCGCGAGGCUCACUACCAGAUGCUGAGGGUUUGGGCGGAGAGAGGGUCACGUGCCGCCGGUGGAGGAGGUCGGGGUAGAAUGCUGCACUGGCCCUUGUUGCACGAGCUGUUGGACACACUGAGAAAUAUACACCUGGGACAGGCAGCCGAGGAGCUGGAGACAAUGUACGGCAUUCAGUAAUACUGCAACGCGUGCCAAGCCAGAAGCUUAUGAAACCAAGUAUUGUUCUAGAGACUUACUCACAAGCAGUCUCAAAGCACACAGACUGAUUCAGUGCAACCACCAGCAGUUUUAUUUCACAGAAACCAGCGUCACCGAGCACUCUACCUCUCCAAUCACUCGCUGAGAAGACGGGAUCAAGCUACUGAAAGCGGCCGAUCAAAUGAUUCACGGAGGGAGAGUCAAAGAAAAUUUCACUUUUAGCCAUGUUUUAAGGGAAUAAUUAGACAUUUUGGAACUAGCUUAUUGGCUUUGUUAGAUGAGAACACUCUCAUUUCUAUAGGGUAAAUAUGAAGCUACAACCAGCAGCUGGUUAGCUUAGCUUAUCACAAAGACUAGAAAUGGGUUAGCCUGACUUUGUCCAAAGGUUGCCAUAUCCCCCUACCAACACCUUCAAAGCUCAGUUACUAGUGUGUUUUAUCUCCAUUGUUUAGUAUGCAGUGUAAAAAUGAAAACUUUCUAUUUUACAGGGGGUUAUAUUCUUUAACACUGGACUAUUUCUCAUCUGGGAACAGUAACUUCCUGGACUCUCUACUGGUUGCCUGGCAACUGCUCAUCUGGCCUACUCUGCACAGGGAAGCUAAAAAGUGUAUCACUCAAAACUUCAAACUAUUCUUUUAAGAAAUCACUUUUUCAUAGGUUUGAUGUCUUUGGAAAUAAGGGGGGAUUAAGAGGUCUUUUUUAUUAUUUAAUUCUGUAUGAACAUUGCAAACAUUUUGUUUUCUGUUUUUAUUUUUUUACUUGAGGGUGGUGUAAAAUCUAAUUCUGACUAUUCAGUCUGUGCCAUGAGGUUAACUGGUUAUGUUUUAACAGUAGUUCCUUGUUACAUUGUUGAAACAGUUUAAGUCUUGUUAAGAUUUGACGGGAACAAUAACAGGGAAGUUUGUUGUUCCUGGUUCAGACCAGACCCCUGCCACUUCUCACGGGCGUUUUACAACCCUGUUUGCAUUAUUUUAAGCCCCAUCAUACGAGCAUUAUUCAUUACUGUUGGUGAAAACAGGUCACGCCUUGUCUCAGUCUGCCCCAGCCAAUCUUUCCUAAUACCAGUCCCGGCCUGUAGAUUCAGAUAUGAAUCAGGCGCACUGAGAAAGACUGAUGACGUGUCAUUCCACUGCACUUUUAUCUUGUAUUAAAAACUGUAUUAUAUAACAACAAAUUUAUUGAGUCCACAAUCCAGUAUAUAAAAUAUCCUUAAAUAAAUGCAUCUUUUUAUCUUAA